This is a messenger RNA of Coccidioides immitis RS, 1256 nucleotides long. RefSeq lists its product as uncharacterized. The transcript has a single exon. The record is from RefSeq and is a predicted model, not a curated record. NCBI's taxonomy places the organism in Eukaryota, Fungi, Ascomycota, Eurotiomycetes, Onygenales, Onygenaceae. The coding region runs from base 756 to 1256 and encodes 166 amino acids.
GACUGGUCAGGCAACAUGUGCUCUAUAACUGAGGUAGAUACUAUCACGUAGCGACGGAAGUGCAGGACAUUCGAGAGAAGAGUUCCAACUCUGUCGUGACCAUAUCCAUCAGCGCUCUGCCAUCUCCUGCGAACCGCAGCAAAGAACGAUGCAGACCCUUGGCAGGUUCCGCAACAGGGACGAUGCCGCCCCAGCACCGUCCCCAGGGACCCCAUCCAGGGCUGGGUCAAGCUCGUCGCCCCAACCAAACCAGCCUCUGGGCGAUGGAGCACGGCGGCCAACGAAAUGCUCCGGAGCUAGUAACGGUACCGUAUGCAUCAGUCCUUGGCGCUUAAAAUCACCUGACUCGCAGCGGGGUUCGUAAUGUAACGCCCGUUCGUUUUAGUUUGACUUGUUAACUAGUGAGAAUUUCGUCUGAUGCUGACAAUGCAGCAGCAGCUGUUGAUUCAAGUGCCGAUGCACUGCUGAGCUUUAUGUCGACAUGAAACGAAGGAAAUCCCAUUGAUGGCCUCGAAUAUCUCCUUCUAGACGGUCAAAACGAACUAGUCACGGAUCAUAUCCUUCGUGAACGCACGAUUGGCCGGUCGAUGUAUUUUGGCUUGGACGUUCGAGAGCGAUAUCGCAUCAGUUUUUUUUUUUUAACCCCUGGCCACACCCGGACGGAAGUUUUCGUCCGAGGACACUUAUCCUGAUACCCCCAUCGGGACCGUUAGGCAUGAUUGAACACGCCUUUGGGCGCCAACAAGACGUUCCAGAUGCGCGCGCGGCAUACCGUCGGCCAGCUGCGGAGAAAUCAAAGGCAGGUGCUCCUUGAUGACACUGUGAACACAGAUGAUGUCGUGCUUGAUUUCCGAACAUUAGAUUUGGAUCAGCCCUCACAUCCUUGUAUCCCAUUCGAAGCCGCGAUCCUGCUUUUUGUGUUGGGUUCAAGAGUCCCAGCCAGUGGAUUGAGAGCAGGCAUUGAGCAGGGUUACGAGUUUUCCAGAGGCGUCCCUGGCUCUUUUAACACCACACCUGCGCAGCGGCCCCAUGUUAACUACCCAGGUCCAGCCUUAAACACUCAACUCUAUCACAGAUUUGCUGGGUCUGGAGCGCAAAGUGUCAUCCACUUGCCCCCAGUCGGGUGCCACUAUGCCGCCGUACCGCCGGUUCAUCAUCAUGUUGAUACCACAUCCCAUCUUGGCAGAUUCCCAGUGUCUGAAAACCUGACGAACUCGCCAAGGGGAGCCCCAAUCAUUUCUAAAGAUUUAACAUAA